Molecule: messenger RNA, 965 nt
Organism: Solanum pennellii
Lineage: Eukaryota; Viridiplantae; Streptophyta; Magnoliopsida; Solanales; Solanaceae
Product: vesicle-associated protein 4-1-like
Exons: 7
Coding region: 118-786 (222 amino acids)
Biological process (GO): endoplasmic reticulum membrane organization
Cellular component (GO): plasma membrane; endoplasmic reticulum membrane
Source: RefSeq, a predicted model, not a curated record
AGACUUCCAAAAAAAACAAUAAAUUAAAGUCAACUUUUAGCUCCACCUAAACGACAAUAUUCAUUCCCCUAAAUUUGUUUAUGGCCUGAAAUUGAAAGUUAUCAUCGGAAUUCCACCAUGGCUGCCGCCGACCACCGCAAGCGACAGCAGUCCAACGGGAAACUCUCGUGGCUUUGCCCCUUCACUAAAUCCAUAUUUCCGGCUAAGCGUCGGCUCCGGCUUGAUCCUUCUAACAAUCUCUACUUUCCAUAUGAACCUGGAAAGCAGGCGAAGAGUGCCAUAAAGAUUAAGAACACAAGCAAAUCUUUUGUAGCAUUCAAGUUUCAAACUACUGCACCAAAGAGCUGCUACAUGCGACCUCCGGGAGGUAUUCUUGUACCUGGGGAAAGCUUGAUUGCCACUGUCUUCAAGUUUAUUGAACAACCUGAGAACAAUGAGAAGCCUAUAGAUCAAAAAACCAAAGUAAAGUUCAAGAUCAUAAGUUUGAAGGUGAAAGAAGGAACUGAUUACGUACCUGAGUUGUUUGAUGAACAAAAGGAUAAAGUCAGUAUUGAGCGUACUCUAAAGGUGGUGUUCUUGGACCCUGAACGCCCUUCUCCAGCACUGGAUAAACUAAAACGUCAGCUGGCCCAAGCUGAGGCUGCAACAGAAGCUGAGAAGAAACCUCCUGUUGACACAGGUCCGAAAGUUGUGGGAGAAGGCUUAAUAGUAGAUGAAUGGAAAGAGCGGAGGGAGAGGUAUCUUGCUCGCCAACAAGUUGAGGCAGUGGAUUCAGUAAAGCAGUAGAGUGUUUAUGUAAGUGCGUCUUUUUCCAGAAUAGCAAUGUAUAAUCAGAUAUGCGCUUCUUAUUAUUGCCUUUCUUUGGAUUGAUGGUUUAGAAGGUUAAUGCAAUGCUUCAUGUAAAGAAGAACAAUGAGUGGAGAUUUAAGAUUAUAUAAGAUUAGAAAUAAUUAUAUUCAGGAAAA